CGAUACGGUCGAGCCCACAACGAAGAUGCGAGGCGCGAUGCAAUCCCGUUGUUAGAAUCGCCAGACGAAAUGCGCCAUCCAGGUCGGGGAUUUCUGUGGCAUUUAACAUUGUUUUUACGGGUGCGACCACGCUGAACGGUCCUGAUCUGAUCGCACCGAGUCGCGGUGUCGGAAACAUCGCGUACAGCUUCACAGUACACGUCCAAGACUACCGAACCGCUCGCCAGCAAGAAGCACUGGCUACGCCAAGGGUGAUAAACUCAUUCGAAUCUCGGGAGUCGUCGCAAUGUCCUCUCGUCACACAUCUGCGCGCCCACGUCGCAUUGACGAUGCCCUCUCCCAACUCGUCGAUUCCUUCGUACCGCCGCUGGAUCCCUCCGCGAUCGGGGACGCCUACUCCGACGAUGAAGAAGCCCUCGCUGCAGCUGAAGAGCAGCGUCACCGCGAUUACCUCGAACGUGCCUGGCGCAUUAUCGACCAUCACACCUCCGAAUCAGGGAACGAUCCAAACUCCCCAUCCGGGGUCGGUUCCGGCCGCAGAGGAAGUUUAAUGGGAGAGAACAUCAACAGUGCCUCUGAUCUGAUCAAGCGGAAGCUCCUGCGCGAGAAUCCCAGUCCAGAUAAAGCGGUGCGGUUCUCGAAUCUCUAUUCGCGGCUGCUAACGCAGCCGGUGCUGGGUCAGAAAUGGGCUAUUUUAUAUCUGCUAUACCGGCUCUCAGAGUCUGGGACGGAUGAGAUUGAGGGUAUGGGAGGACCCCUUCCGAUGGAGGUAGACGAGGCUGAGAGGAGUCGGAGUCCGUUGAUGGAGGACGGGAAUCUGGAGAGUAUGCUGUUCAAGGGAAGGAGAGGGAGGAAUGGUACCACCGCAAUGAGGUUUAGGGAUGAUCCUGAAGGCGAAGGUCCGGCUAUCAGUUCGUCUGUCUCGCAGCGGGGAGCACAAAUUGAGAGGACAGCGUCGACCAGGAAGGCGAAGGAAUUGAAAGACCGGAUGAAAGAGAAGAGACCUAGUGUGGCUGAACCGGAGAGGGAGACGACGCCUCGUGCUGCUCGAGCUCAUGCUCAAAGCGUGUCGAGAGAGACAGCCCCAGAGGUGGAGCAGCUCUCCCCGUUGACUGCUGAACCAGGUCUGAAUGCGAUGAAACCGCCCGAAUCGGCCCUUUUGCGAGAUCUGCCGUUCAAUUUGCAAGGGUUGUCUUCGAAAAACCUGGAGUUCUCCUCUCCCACCUCUAUUAAACUACCUCCGACGCUACCGAUCCCUGUCUUAUCACUUCUACACACUCUGGCAGAACCGUGUCUGCUAUAUAAAGGUCUUCAGGACUUUUCAGAAGGUUCCGACGGGGGACUUGUCGCGCAGAGUCUGAGGGCUGCGGUCGGGAAUGAGCUGCGUUCAUACUUGGGAUUGGUGGCCACACUGGAAGGGGAAAUUAGGAGAGCAUUGGCUGCUGUUACGGACCAAAGUGAUCCCAGGGGAGUUGUCAAAGGCGGCGUUACCUUGAAGCGCUGUGUCGUGUGGACAAGGGACGCUACAAUGGCUUUGCGAUUGAUGAGUUUGAUUGUAGAGGAAGCCAAGAACAAGAAGGGUGGCCAACUGAUCUCCUUGAUCCACGGCUUCUCCUCGUCGCAUGGCGAUCCCUUUGUUUGCGCCUUUGCGGAACGACUCCUAACACACAUUACACGUCCUUUCUAUGAUAUGCUUCGACAGUGGAUCUACGACGGUGAGUUAUCUGACCCCUGGCUGGAAUUCUUUGUCGUCGAGCCGGAAUUCAAGCCCAUCGUGGACCCUCGACGAACAGCCUCUAGUGUGUGGGAGGAUAAGUACAAAUUAGACGAUAAUAUGGUCCCGUCCAUCAUCACCCAGGAUUUUGCGAAGAAGGUCUUCUUGAUUGGAAAGUCACUGAACUUCAUCCGGUACGGCUGUGGGGAGUCUGCGUGGGUUGAAGCAUACUCCAAGCAAGCAUCCAAAGAGCUGCGGUAUGGCGACACGGCAAGCUUAGAAAGUUCGAUCGAUGAAGCUUACAAAACCACGAUGGCACGCUUGAUCCAUCUCAUGGACACUAAAUUUAAGCUCUUCGACCACUUGAAGGCUCUGAAGAAAUACCUUCUCCUUGGCCAGGGAGAUUUCAUUGCUCUGCUUAUGGAGUCUCUGGCCUCGAAUCUUGACCGUCCGGCGAACUCACAAUAUCGUCAUACGCUUACUGCUCAAUUGGAGCAUGCCAUCCGUGCAUCCAAUGCACAGUAUGACUCACCGGAUGUUCUUCGCCGUUUAGACGCGCGCAUGCUCGAACUCAGCCACGGAGAGAUCGGGUGGGAUUGUUUCACGCUGGAAUACAAGAUCGAUCCUCCUGUCGACGUGGUCAUCACCCCAUGGGGCUCAACACAGUACCUCAAAGUUUUCAAUUUCUUAUGGCGCGUGAAACGCGUGGAAUUUGCACUGGGCAGCAGCUGGCGUCGAUUCAUGACCGGCGCCAGAGGCUCGUUGGCGUCUGUUGACGACAAGGUUGGCGCUGACUGGAAACUCGCGCGAUGUGCUAUUGCGGAAAUGAUCCAUUUCGUCUGUCAGUUGCAAUACUACAUCCUCUUCGAAGUCAUCGAAGCCAGUUGGGAUCAGCUACAAGCUGCUAUCUCCAAGCCCGGCUGCACCCUCGACGAUCUGAUUGAAGCGCAUACGAAAUACUUGAAUUCGAUCACGCAUAAGGGUCUCUUAGGGUCAUCCUCAAGCUCCCGGAAAUAUCAGGAAGAGAGUUUCCUGAGCCAGCUGCAUCACAUCCUGAAGAUCAUGCUCUCUUAUAAGGAUGCCGUGGAUGGCCUAUACUCGUUUUCAAUAGCCGAGUUCAGCCGCCGGCAAGAACUGAGUGCGAAGAUCGAGACGCGUACAGCGCAGGGCCGCUGGGGCGUCACGGAACGAGACAUGUUUCCGUCUUCGAGACGGGGCAGCCGAGCGCAUAAGAACUCCAUUUCAGAAUCUCCGUCCUUUGCCGCCACUCCCAAUCUUUUGGAAGUAGCCGACGAGCUAGACACCCCGACUGCUCGUGGUGGUGGUCUCUCUGUUGAUGACCAUAUGCUACCGUCUCUGCGGACGCGCCUUCGCGACCUCUCAGCCGAAUUCCGCUCCCGUCUGAACAUCCUGCUGAGUGACUUAGCCUACCAGCCGGAUGUGGACAUGCGGUUCCUGGGUGUUGUGAUGAAUUUCAACGAUGUCUAUCACCCAGUCAAGAGGAGACGGACCGCUACCGCAGGCGCCUCGUCCCGGGAGAAAGAACGGGCACGGCGCAAGGCUGCUGCAGCAGCGGCGGCAGCAUCAGCAUCAGCAUCAGGAGGGAAUGGCUCUGGUUCCGGUAGCAAUGCAGAAACCAGCACUCAGAGGGAGAAAGACAAGGGCAAGGAAACGAAUGGAACCGGCCCAGAGGAUGGAGACGGAAAUGCGAACAUCUCAUAGAACUGAGUUUGCCCAUCUCCAACGAGUCUCAGUUGUCGAAUCCUUUUUCUUCUUCUCUCCUGUCCCCCGUUCUCCGUUACGCUCUGGAUCUUACUCAUGUUCUGUGAAUGAUGCGAGACUCAUGACUGGGUGUAUAUAUGGGAGUGAGGAGUGCUUGCUGCGCUGAAUGCAUAGUUAGGACUUUGCGAGGAUCAUAGAAAGGUCUAUUUUCUGUCAUGAUCUUUACAAUGGCGCACUUUAAUUAAUUACACCAGUUUCAAAAAUAAUCCUCAAUGGAGAUUAGUCGGAUGUAAAAUAGAUGAUUUAUUGAGUGUCUAGUAGUACUUUUUAUACAUAGACAGGUACAUAAUCACCCUUAGUUACAAACACAAAUACUUAUCACAAUAACA
Molecule: messenger RNA, 3825 nt
Organism: Paecilomyces variotii
Lineage: Eukaryota; Fungi; Ascomycota; Eurotiomycetes; Eurotiales; Thermoascaceae
Product: putative spindle pole body component
Exons: 2
Coding region: 287-3436 (1049 amino acids)
Biological process (GO): mitotic cell cycle; cytoplasmic microtubule organization; meiotic cell cycle
Cellular component (GO): gamma-tubulin small complex; mitotic spindle pole body; equatorial microtubule organizing center
Molecular function (GO): microtubule minus-end binding; gamma-tubulin binding
Source: RefSeq, a predicted model, not a curated record